AUGGCGAAUAGUGCAGCUAUGGACUCUAUAAGACACUUGCCUGCAGUUUACGUGUCUAGUUAUUAUUUUCCGGAUCUGGGAAAGUUUGUGAGACAAGCACUGCCUGAGGCUAAUGUCGUCGAGUUAAAAGCCUCAAAGCAAGAUGUAGGAUUAGUCAUCGAUACUGAAGACAUGCGGGCACACGGGAAUGAAGUGGAGGUUUUGUUCUGCGACACGGGAUUGGUAAAGGGAGGACUUGACGCCUUCCCCGCCCUUCGCUGGCUUCAGGCAAAAAGUGCAGGUGUUAACUUGAUAACGAAGCAAUACUGCCGAGAAAAGCGUCCAAGCUUCCGGUUGACCCGAAUCCCGUGUACCGGAGAUCUCGUCUCCGAAUACAUGAUUACCUACAUUCUAGCCAAUGAGAAGAGAGUGUUCCCAAUGUAUGAGGCGCAGAGAGAUCGUCAAUGGAAACAGUAA
Molecule: messenger RNA, 456 nt
Organism: Mya arenaria
Lineage: Eukaryota; Metazoa; Mollusca; Bivalvia; Myida; Myidae
Exons: 4
Coding region: 1-456 (151 amino acids)
Source: RefSeq, a predicted model, not a curated record